Messenger RNA from Leptidea sinapis, 1648 nucleotides. RefSeq names its product cytochrome P450 6B5-like (gene CYP6AN2). NCBI's taxonomy places the organism in Eukaryota, Metazoa, Arthropoda, Insecta, Lepidoptera, Pieridae. The transcript has 2 exons. The record is from RefSeq and is a predicted model, not a curated record. Gene Ontology annotation, molecular function: iron ion binding; heme binding; oxidoreductase activity, acting on paired donors, with incorporation or reduction of molecular oxygen. Bases 58 to 1593 code for a protein of 511 amino acids.
UAGUUUUUAUUCGCAGCGAGUAGCUACGGCCGCGUCGCGUGGCUUGCGCUUAAAAUCAUGUUUAUAUACAUGAUAAUACUUUUAUUUAUUUGUGUUUUUCUAUUAUACGCCACACGAAAUCACCGUUACUGGAGUCAGCGAAACGUCAAACAUGACACCCCAGUGCCUUUAUUCGGGAACCACUUCAAAAAUUUAUUCGGAAUCAAAAGUAUAACGCAAGUUGCAAAUGAUUUAUAUUAUAAGUAUCCAGAGGAGAAAGUUGUUGGCUAUUAUCAAGGACGAACACCUGAGUUGCUCAUUCGAGAUCUAGACAUUGCUAGACAUAUUCUCAACGUGGACUUUGGACAUUUCUACAUGCGUGGUCUGGGAAGAGAUGGCGAUAUCGAAACAUUGCUAAAAAGUUUAUUCCAUGCGGAGGGUGAUCUAUGGAAACUUUUGAGACAAAGGCUAACUCCGGCAUUUACAACAGCUAAACUGAAAUCGAUGUUUCCAUUAAUUAUUAACUGUGCAGAAAAGUUACAUUUGGCAGGUGAUAAUAUUGUGAAAUCUGGUGGUGAGUGUGAUAUAAGAGAAUUUAUGGCACGAUUCACAACUGAAUUUAUAGGCGCGUGUGGUUUUGGGAUCGAAAUGGAUAGCAUUAAUAAUGAAAAUUCAACCUUUAGAGCAUUAGGGGCUAAAAUGUUUUCGAGAUCUUUUCGUGAUAUGUUUUUGUUGGGCUUAUGGCAAAUUAUACCUGAGAUAAGAAAAAUGUUACACGUAUCAGACAUUAGAAUAAAGACAGCUAUCACGGGUAUUGUGACGACAAUAUUUGAACAGAGGAACUAUAAGUCCAUCGGAAGACACGAUUUUAUUGAUAUGUUACUAGAGCUGGCUGAUAAGGGAGUAAUAACUGGAGAAUCUUUAGAGAAGUUUGAUGAGUAUGGCAAACCAAAACUUGCAGAAGUUAAUAUGGACAUGGAUAUGCUUGUAGCUCAAGUAUUUGUUUUCUUUGCUGCUGGAUUUGAAACAUCGUCAUCAGCUUCUAGUUUCACACUGCACCAACUAGCGCUCAACCCUCAUAUACAAAUCAAAGUUCAAAAAGAAAUAGAUCAGGUUCUUUCAAAAUAUAAUAAUAAGUUAUCCUAUGAUGCGAUAUCUGAGAUGACAUAUUUAGACAUGGCUUUCAAAGAAGGCAUGAGAUUGUUUCCGUCUUUGGGGGUGCUUCACAGAGAAUGCACAAGGAAAUACACAAUACCGCAGUUGGGAAUAACAAUAGACCCUGGAGUGAAAAUAAUGAUUCCAAUCCAAGCCAUCCAGACUGAUGAGAAAUAUUAUGAUAAUCCAAAAGAAUUCAGACCGGAGAGAUUUUUAAGUGAUAAUUUAAAAGAGUCUGUAAAAUACACUUAUUUGCCAUUUGGGGAAGGUCCUAGGGCUUGUAUUGGAGCUCGUCUCGGUCAUAUGCAGUCAUUGGCAGGUUUAGCAGCUGUAUUGCAGAGAUUCACGGUGGAGCCAUCCGCAAAAACUUCAAAAGAAUUGCCUGUCAACCCCUGGAUAAACGUCGUUCAAGCAGUCGAGGGAGGUGUACCUGUUAAACUCAAACUACGUACAAAGUGAACAUGUUUUGAUAAAAUAAAUUAUGUAUUAAUAUGAAAUAAUUUUCAAGUUAAAA